AUGAGAAGGUUCAUAUUUGUCUUCUCGCAAGUACACGCUGGUUUCCGACAUGCUGAAAUGGAAAGUAUUUGCAAUUUGUACGGGAUUCCGUGUGACAACAACAUUUCAUUGCUUUGUAACCAGCAGCAUGUUUAUGUAUUCGAAUUUCCAUCUGUUGAUAAUGUGAUCUUAAUACUUUCACGAUCAGUUCUUAUAAAAACUGUGAUUCGGCCGACCAAUCUUUUGCCAUACGCAUACGGUCUAUCGGAAGAAAAUGCAACCGCAUUGCUCUUCAAAGAUAUUGGCAAAGCACUUGAUUUUAAGGAAUCUCCCGUAGAUUUGACUAGUCCAUGCAACACGUUUUAUGUUAUCGAAGAUUAUGGUUCAAAUUCACUUCAGAAACUUCAUUUUGGGAAACUGAUAGGAUGUGGCCAAGGUCAGUUAAAAAACGAUUACUCUUUGGCUGAUCGAUGUUACAUUGGUAAUACAACGAUAGAUCCGGAACUGUCAUUCCUUCAAGUUAAUAUAGCAAAAGUGGAUAUUGGAUCUCUUGUUCUUGAUCCAUUCUGUGGGACAGGUGGACUGUUGAUUGCUGCUGCUCAUUUUGGUGCUGCUGUUUUAGGAAGCGAGAUAAAUUAUCAAAUUGCCAGAGCUGUGGGUAGGUCGUCACGUGCUGGGGUCGAGUGCAACACAGCUAAGGAAUCGGUUGUUGCAAAUUUUCAACAGUAUGGAACAGAUGUUUAUUUUAUGGGUUUGGUGAUAGCAGAUUCUAGUCAGCACUUAUUAUGGCGCCCUGGCACACAUUCCGGCACUUUUCCUGUGUUUGAUGCAAUAAUCACCGAUCCACCUUAUGGAGUUAGAGAAAGGGGGCAGAAAGUUGGCAUCAAAGAAAAGAAGGAGUCAUGGAUAAUCAAAAAUGCUCAACAGUGA
Acanthocheilonema viteae is the source of this 909-nucleotide messenger RNA. NCBI's taxonomy places the organism in Eukaryota, Metazoa, Nematoda, Chromadorea, Rhabditida, Onchocercidae. The record is from the annotation of a GenBank genome assembly.